AUGGCUAUUCCAUCAAGUUUGCAAAGACUUUUACCGCAAAAAUUUUUGGGAUUCAUCCCACUAUUCAUUGGAGUCGAGGUCAUUCUCGGAAUCACUAUACUAAAUAAAGCUGGAGGUUUGUAUGGUAUUUUGUCCCUAUUCACUGGCCAUCCAAUAGAUUUCUGGCAGUGGCUUUACAACUCCUUGGCCCUCAUCAUGUUACCAGUAUAUGCGACUGCCUUGAUAAAUUUAAGAAACCAAUCACGAAAUUUGCGGAAGAUUUCAUUGGCUACUGUGGUUUACCUUGUAGAUACCAUUAUAGGAACACUUUACACUAUAUAUUUUGUUAUUUUCUGGUUCCACUCAGAGGACGGAAGUACUGAAGAGGUCGGUGGUGCUGCUUUGCUAAGAAAGAGAAAAGAAGAUGCUAGUGACACGGCAGCUAAUUUGUCGUCCCAAUCUGCGUCAACUGGAAGAGAGUUGUUUUUCAUUUUUGCAGCAACAAUUGCCAUGAGUGUAAUAAGAGUUUACUUUGCGUUGGUUAUUGUGAGCUUCACAAAAGCUUUGUUGAAGAAGAACUCUAUGGAACAACGGUACAGAGAUGGCUCGAAUGACAAUUCAGUUGUUGAUACCGAAGAAAAUGAAAUUCUAAAUUCGACCGGAAUAUAUGGUGAGUUUAGAAAGGCUAUCCUCGACUUGGAGAUUCGGUCCAAAGAACUCCUUGAUGAGUUAUUAAAUUGA
Molecule: messenger RNA, 720 nt
Organism: Lodderomyces theae
Lineage: Eukaryota; Fungi; Ascomycota; Pichiomycetes; Serinales; Debaryomycetaceae
Exons: 2
Coding region: 1-720 (239 amino acids)
Biological process (GO): inositol phosphoceramide metabolic process
Cellular component (GO): Golgi membrane; inositol phosphoceramide synthase complex
Molecular function (GO): inositol phosphoceramide synthase regulator activity
Source: RefSeq, a predicted model, not a curated record